AGUAUUGACCGCUUUAUCCUACAGUACUCCUUAUAAGUGUAACAGGUUCUACUGACAGAACUGUUCUGAAGGGGGAUGAGUGAUGACGUCUGUGGUGCUGGUAGACAGUGGAGGGACAGUACUGCAGUAUGUCACCGCAGUGGAGGAUGUACACCAGGAGGAGGAGGAAGGUGUCUAUGAGGAGGGUGUGUGUGAGGUUGAAGAAGUGUGUGAGGUAGAAGGAGUGUGUGAGGAUGUAUGUGAGGUAGAGGGAGUGGUGUAUGAAGAGGAGGAGGAAUGUUCACCUGCGCAGGUGUAUGUAUACGAGGAGAACACGGAGCUGAUGCAGGGUGUCGCCGAAGAACAGGAGGUUGUGACUGAACUAGUGGAAUCAGUGGAAGCAUCAGUACAUGGAGGUUCAGGUAUUUACUGCUCUGAUAAAACCAUCGAAGCAGCUGAAGCUCUUCUGCACAUGGACUCACCGUCCAGUCUUCAUGGAGACAGGAGUCCAGAAGUGUUUGUUCCUCCAUGCGUGUCCACUCCCGAGUUCCUGCAUGCAGCAAUGCGCCCUGAUGUGGUCACGGAGACUGUAGUGGAGGUCAGCACAGAGGAGGAGGAACCUAUGGUCACCUUAAUUAAAGAGCCCAGAAGCAUUGAGAGAGACAACAGGAGAAAGAAAACUGGCAGAAAGCCCAAAACCCACUCCAUCUCUGACAGAUCUUCAGAUCUAGGCAUCAAGAAGAAGCCCAGGGAGGGUAAAGGUAGUACGUACCUGUGGGAGUUCCUGCUGGACUUGCUGCAGGAUAAGAACACCUGUCCCAGGUACAUCAAGUGGACCCAGAGGGAGAAGGGCAUCUUUAAAUUGGUGGACUCCAAAGCCGUGUCCAAAUUGUGGGGCAAACACAAGAACAAACCCGACAUGAACUACGAGACCAUGGGACGGGCUCUCAGGUACUAUUAUCAGAGAGGAAUUCUGUCAAAAGUUGAAGGUCAGCGGUUGGUUUACCAGUUCAAGGAGAUGCCCAAAGACAUUGUUAUUAUUGAUGAUGAUAAAUGUGACUCUGAUGAUCUUGGUGGGGCUUACGACCACGUCAUGGCCUCUGACUUUUCUAAAACCUCUGGCAUUUUGAGAGGGGCAGGAACAACUGUGAUAAGCCCCACCUCUCCUAACGCCAAGGCCUCACCUGCUGCCACACAAAUUCAGCACCUGGUUACAGUUUCUACAGCUACUGAGCAAUCACACGCCACAGUUAUUUCUAACACCAAUCCUCCUAGGACGGUCCGAGUAGCAAUGCAAGUCCCGGUUGUUAUGACGACGCCCCUGGGUCAGAAGAUCGCGCCGGUCGCCGUCCCAGCGGCGACUUCACCUUCCAUUGGCAUCCCCACGUUGACGGGAAGCUCCGCCCCUAAGGUUCUCAUCCAGACAGUUCCUACAUUGGAAAACCGCGAUAAAAUCACACUGCAGCUCGCCAAAAUCAUCACCAUCACGCCAAUCACGCUGGCACUGCCCCCCGGUACAAACCCCGCCUCUGUUUCAGCUACCCUUCCAGUUCAGUUACACAUUCAGUCUAAAGCAGAUGGACAAACGAAGCACUUGCAAACCAAACCUGUUCAUCAGGAAGGUGGGACACGUGCACAUGAAGCAACGAUCGCGUAUGUGCAAAGCUAAGGACAGUCACGCACCAACCCCAAUCAUUUUGUUAGCCAAUCAGGAUUCAGCUGGCUUGGAAAGUAACUCUGUACAGUUUUACACAAUGUAGUUUUUGUAAAUAUACACACAGGAAAUGCUGUGUAAGGAAUUUAUCGAUGCUGUAGGAGGGACCAGUGAGUACUACAGCCAUCUAUAAACAACACUAACACAACACUACACUACACACACACACUGACUGAAGCACAUGUGAACUAGUGUACAUAAUUUUGAUACUAUGUAGAGAUAUUUCUCUUUUUUUUCUGUCAAUUUUUUGCAUUUUCGAUGCAAAACCAGCAAUUACAUUUGAACUGCCACUGUGAUGUCACAUGAGCAAGGGAGUGAAGUGUGAAACGAACCGUCAGUGGGAGAAAAAGGGAGAGCGAUCGAGCUAGAAAAAGGGAAUAAAAGGGUGAUAAUUGAAGAGGAUGGAAAAGUACCAGAAAGGGAAUGUGCAAGACUGGAGUUUAUAUCCACUUGUAUGGUUGUUUUAUUGCAGGUCUGGGAUUUCAAAAAUAAUCUGCAGCCAUUCUUUUUCUGUGACUGUAUAAUUGAAACAAAUUUAAGUGUUUUCUUACUUAGUAAAAAUACACACAGUAACUUAAUUUGCUGAUGUAACAGUGGGCUUGUAUAAAUAUAAAAUGGACUUCUGAACUCCCGGGUUCGAGGCUCGGUGUUGUCACCGGUCGGCUGUGCGCCAUCUGGCGGGCAUAGUUGGCAGUGCCUGCAGCAGAUACUAAUUGGCCGCCGUAUCUGCAGGGUGGGGAC
Molecule: messenger RNA, 2434 nt
Organism: Trichomycterus rosablanca
Lineage: Eukaryota; Metazoa; Chordata; Actinopteri; Siluriformes; Trichomycteridae
Gene: elf2b
Product: E74-like factor 2b (ets domain transcription factor)
Exons: 9
Coding region: 83-1648 (521 amino acids)
Biological process (GO): cell differentiation; regulation of transcription by RNA polymerase II
Cellular component (GO): nucleus
Molecular function (GO): DNA-binding transcription factor activity, RNA polymerase II-specific; sequence-specific DNA binding
Source: RefSeq, a predicted model, not a curated record